Molecule: messenger RNA, 1313 nt
Organism: Cephus cinctus (wheat stem sawfly)
Lineage: Eukaryota; Metazoa; Arthropoda; Insecta; Hymenoptera; Cephidae
Gene: ATPsynC
Product: ATP synthase lipid-binding protein, mitochondrial
Exons: 5
Coding region: 170-586 (138 amino acids)
Biological process (GO): proton motive force-driven ATP synthesis; proton transmembrane transport
Molecular function (GO): proton transmembrane transporter activity
Source: RefSeq, a predicted model, not a curated record
AAUCUGCGCCGUUCCGUUCUCUGCCCGCAGUCGGAUAGGUCGACUCCCCACCGCUCCGUUCAUUGUUCACUCACCAAUUCAACAUUCCAAAGGCCGGGUCGCCUCGCCUCCUCUUCGACACUGCUCUUUGGUUUCGUGCAAACAGACCACCCAACAACUAAACGUCAUCAUGUACGCCUGCACCAGAUUCAUUGCACCGGUCGCCAGGUCCACCCUGGUUGCUGGAACCAAGACCUACCUCAGACCUUUGAGCAGUGCUGUGCUCAGUCAAAGCCAGUCCCUGCAACAGCAGAACCAAAGGCAGAGCUCUAGCUUGUUACCUGCUGUACGUAGCUUCCAGACAUCUGCUAUUAGCCGUGACAUUGACUCUGCGGCUAAGUUUAUUGGUGCUGGUGCUGCCACCGUUGGUGUUGCUGGUUCCGGUGCUGGAAUUGGAUCAGUGUUUGGUUCUCUGAUCAUCGGUUAUGCCAGGAACCCUUCCUUGAAACAGCAGCUCUUCUCGUACGCCAUUCUGGGUUUUGCCCUGUCUGAAGCCAUGGGUCUCUUCUGUCUUAUGAUGGCUUUCCUGCUUCUCUUCGCCUUCUAAGCCAUUAAUCCUCAAUAAAAUACCAAUAGUUUUAGAGCGUCACUGCCAAGGCAGCGUCUUCUAGCUGCGUGGCGAGGCGGCAGCUGCCUCUGGUGCGCGGGAGCCUGUGAAAUUAUUAAGGAAAUCAGUAACUGUGGUUCGUCGGGAAACGACGGUGCAAUUAAUAGGCAUGUAAAAUCGGGGUUGUACACGUUCUAACAUCAUUCGAACCGUCCGAUCCUGACGGCCUGCGGGACUCGUUCAUAAUUAUUUCAUGGCCUACCGUCUCAUGUAGCGUAACUCACAUUGUUAUCGAGUAAUGAAUUUCAGUGUAAUGAACGAAAUAGGACGUUACUGAAAAUUUAUUAAGACAAAGAAACCUCACAUGCACAUCCAUAUACAUAUGACAUGCAGGCACGAAUCGGGGUAACGCUCACCGCGCCAAGAGUGUCUUGUUACCCGUGUCUCAAUCAUCUUUCCUAUGUCGUUGAAGAAGCACGAUAUUAUUGAGGUAACUCUUCGCAAGAGAAAAGAAACAAAGCUGUACAGUCAUAUGCAAUAAAACAUCUUUGACGUGGGAAUAUCAUCGCAGUCGUCGUCGUUGCUGUCGCCGUCGUAGUUAUCUCCGUGGUCGUCAUCAUCGUCGUCCUUUCAUUGUUUUGCUGCUGUCGAUAUCAUGGUGUUACCGUGUAUUUCAACGUACGCAUUGAACACCUCUUGUCGAAAAUAAAAUAUAUGAUGUACACUA